Molecule: messenger RNA, 2293 nt
Organism: Panthera uncia (snow leopard)
Lineage: Eukaryota; Metazoa; Chordata; Mammalia; Carnivora; Felidae
Product: alpha-1,6-mannosylglycoprotein 6-beta-N-acetylglucosaminyltransferase B-like
Exons: 6
Biological process (GO): protein N-linked glycosylation
Cellular component (GO): Golgi apparatus
Molecular function (GO): alpha-1,6-mannosylglycoprotein 6-beta-N-acetylglucosaminyltransferase activity
Source: RefSeq, a predicted model, not a curated record
GGGAAGGACAAGUUUCUGGGCAUCCUGAACAAGUACAUGGAGAUCCACGGCACUGUGUACUAUGAGAGCCAGCGGCCCCCCGAGGUCCCGGCCUUCGUGAAGAACCACGGUCUCUUGCCGCAGCCUGAGUUCCAGCAGCUGCUGCGCAAGGCCAAGCUCUUCAUAGGGUUCGGCUUCCCCUACGAGGGCCCUGCCCCGCUGGAGGCCAUCGCCAACGGCUGCGUCUUCCUACAGGCCCGCUUUAGCCCGCCCCACAGCUCCCUCAACCACGAGUUUUUCCGAGGCAAGCCCACCUCCAGAGAGCUGUUCUCCCAGCACCCCUACGCAGAGAACUUCAUUGGCAAACCCCACGUGUGGACCGUCGACUACAACAACUCAGAGGAGUUUGAAGCGGCCAUCAAGGCCAUCAUGAGAACCCAGGUAGACCCCUACCUGCCCUACGAGUACAGCUGCGAGGGGAUGCUGGAGCGAAUCCACGCGUACAUCCAGCACCAAGACUUCUGUGCAGCCCCAGGCCCUGUCCCGCCAGGGGCCCGAGCCCCACAGAGUCCCUUCGUCCUGGCCCCCAAUGCCACCCACCUGGAGUGGGCCCAAAACGCCAGCUCGGCGCCCGGGGCCUGGCCCCCAGCGCACUCCCUCCGAGCCUGGCUGGCCACCGCUGGGAGGGCCUGCACGGACGCCUGCCUGGACCGUGGGCUGAUUUGCGAGCCCUCCUUCUUCCCCUUCCUCAACAGCCCGGACGCCUUCCAGAAGCUGCAGGUGCCCUGUGACAGCACCGAGUCGGAGAUGAACCACCUGUACCCGGCCUUCGCCCAGCCCGGCCGCGAGUGCUUCCUCCAGAAGGAGCCGCUGCUGUUCAGCUGUGCCGGUUCCAGCACCAAGUACCACCGGCUCUGUCCCUGCCGAGACUUCCGCAAGGGCCAGGUGGCCCUGUGCCAGGACUGUCUGUGAGGGCACCCGCCCGUCUGGCCCUCCCUGCCGUAGGAGAAAGCACCAGCAGAUUCCGAGCUCCAGCGACCCGCCUGCCCCUCGACACCCCCAGACUGGAGCUUCCUUCCUUGGCCCGGAAGUGGCCCGGAAGUGGCCCGGACAGACAUGUUCGCGGGGAGGGUGGGGGGCAGCUUGUCCAGGUGGCGGGUGCCCGCCCCAGGCAGGCUCCUCGUCCUCAUCCGGGGGCUCGUGACAUCGUGGUGGCCAAGCAGAGGGCCCCGCUGGCAGGAGCAGGGGGUCGGGGCCCCUGGCUUUGUGCAGGGCCCCUGUUGGACCAGAUGGAGAGAGGGCCCUGGUCCUUCUCGGGCCCACGAUGGGGCCUUAGGAUGUAUGGGGAGGGAGCAGGGGCUGUGCUUGCCCGAUGACCCACUGAAGGGUCCAGAGAGUGAUGUGUGAGGGGUCAGUCUUGUCCCUUUGUGGUCAAGAGGGACAAGGGACGGGGGGAAGGCCAGACUGGGGGACCCUGCUCAUGCCUCCUCUCAGCCCCAUCCCGCCUGCCUUUGCAACGCCCCCCCCCCCAUUCUACACUUGGGGGGCACAGUGGGAGUGCGGGGGGCCGCCUAGACCCUGGGUUGAACCGUCUCCCUCUCCCGCUCGCUCGAGCUCUCUCCACUUCGGGCUUCUGCCCAAACUCAUCUUGGCAUGACUGUGACUCCAGGCCAUGGACUUGUCCCCAGAGCCUCAGUUCCCGGCCCAGCAGGCUCUGGGACCCCCACCCCUUAGCAUCACUUGUAGGCAAAGGCUGGGGACGGAGCUGUAGCCCAUGGUACGUCCAGUCUAGUCCCUGGCUUCCCAGGCCCGCUAGCCCCCAGGUAGGCACCCCCCCCCCCCCCCAGUGCUGCGUGUCCCUAUCUCCAGCCUCCUCUAGCCUUCAACCGCCUCUGGACCCAAGCAUCAUCUCUGUGUGGCAUGCCUGCCCCGGCCCCAGGACGCCCCCUCCUCCUCCUCCCCAGGCCCAGAGCCCUGCCCGAAUAAACAGGUCAGGCCUCCAGAGACACUGCCACCCCAGCCCCUUUUAUAAUCCCACCCCCCACCCCCCCAGCCAGGCCUGACCCUCCACCCUGCCAGGGAGGCAGCCCAGGGCCCCGAGAACCGGGAGAGGGGAGGAGCGAGCCGGCGUGGGGCCGAGGUGGGGUGCCUCCCAAUGCCAGACCCCUCUCUGGGCCUGGAUGGCCCCUGUAGCCGCAGAAACUCAGUGGUCGCCAAGGACCUGGCCCGUCGGGGGAAAGCAAUAGAGACACUCUUUUCUCUCUCUCUCUUUUUUAAAGAUUUAUUUCUUGAAAUAAUAAAUAUUUUAUUGGGA